Molecule: messenger RNA, 1755 nt
Organism: Dracunculus medinensis (Guinea worm)
Lineage: Eukaryota; Metazoa; Nematoda; Chromadorea; Rhabditida; Dracunculidae
Source: the annotation of a GenBank genome assembly
AUGAUUUCACCAUUAUUCAUUGUUUUAUAUCUAAAAAAUUUGUGUCUAAAAUUUCAGACAGUUGCGGAAACUGUUGGUAUUGGAAAUUUAUCUGAUAAUUGUGCCUUAGAAAUUGCUGUCAAUUUAACAUAUGUGAUUAAGGAUGUGAUGGAACAGGCAAAAAAAUUUACAAGUCAUGGCAGAAGAAAGCGUUUAAUAGCGGAUGAUAUUGAUGGAGCAUUGAGUAUAAAAGGAUAUCAGCCAUUGUUUGGAUUUUGUUGCAAAGAUGGAAUACCCUUCCGUUUCGCGGGUUCGUUAGGACGUGAUCUUUUUAUUACGGAUGAACGUGAUGUUGAUAUAACUCAUGUGGUGAAUGCAGCUGCUCCAAAAUUACCUCUUGAAACAGCACUCAAAGCACAUUGGUUGGUCAUCGAUGGUGAACAGCCUGCCGUGCCUGAAAAUCCAACACCUAUGGCGCUCGAUGAAGCAUCAGGAUCCGUUGCUGAAAAUCGUACAAAAGAUGCGGGUCCUAUUAUUUUAACUCAUGUUGGCAAGGCAUUGCGAAAGAAUGAACAAGUGCAAAUAAAAACGAUGACAACACAUGCUUUAUCUGUUGAGCAACAAAUUUUCUUCAAAGAAGUCACAGAAGCAAUUAUGGGUAGCGACGACGCAAGGCGAACGGAAGCAUUACAUAGUUUACAAACAGAUGCCGGAUUACAACCAAUAUUGCCCAGGUUAACUUUGGCAAUUGCAGAAGGGAUUCGUUGUAAUAUUGCUCAACAUAAUCUAGCUCUAUUAAUUUAUCUUAUACGAAUGAUUCAGAGCCUUACCUUAAAUCCAGCCCUUUCGCUGGAUCGUUCUUUGCAUCAGUUACUGCCUGCUAUUUUAUCAUGUAUUCUUAGUAGACAUUUAUGUGCACGACCUGAUGUUGAUAAUCAUUGGGCUCUGAGGGAGUUCUCUAGUCGACUUAUCGCAUCAAUUUGCAAAUCAUAUAAUAAUAUUAAUAACUUGCGAUCUCGGGUAACACAAGUUUUAACCAAUGUUUUGUUUGAUGAUAAUGCAUCAAUAAAUACAAUAUACGGGUCUGUAUUUACGUUGAAUGAACUUGGAAUGGAGACGAUUAAAGCUGUGGUACUACCAUAUAUACCAAAGUUAUUUAAUGAUAUCAGAAAAUCAGUAUGUGAUAAAACCAGUACGACAGAAAAAAUUGCUAUUGAACGACUGGAAUCUUUAAUUGUGAAAAUCCUCGUAACAUACGUUAGAAGUCAAAAGCCUGCUCACCUUAAAGAAAUUACGGAUUAUCGAUCAACAUUUGGUGGUUACGGUGAUGAAGUAUACGAGAUGAUAAAUGCAGAUUCUUCGACAUCGGGUGGCGAAAAAUUCUCGGUCAGUAAUAGUUUAAAUUCUUCAAGAUCAAAAUCUCCAGUGGAUCGCCGAUUAAAUGCAUCUUCUUCUCUCGCAUCACAUCGAUUAAUUGUUGGCUCAACCAAACAAAACCAGUCACCAUGUUUUGUUGUUCGAACACAGUCAUCCUUAGUGACGAGGAAUUCGCAAUCUACUUUUGUUAAUACAUCAACCGGAGGUCGUUUACAACCUACUUCAGGUGUAUUCAAUAAUAAUCGUUCAAAUGCAUCAGGAGGAUUUUAUAUUUCUGGGUCUGGCGAUUCUCAAGCCAAUUCGUACAUAGUGAGACCAAGUGGAGUUAAAAAAGUGAUUAUGUCGACAUCUCAGCGAAAUAGUUCUGGAUCUGCGAAUGAUGGCUACAGGAACCUUUAG